Molecule: messenger RNA, 1408 nt
Organism: Dimorphilus gyrociliatus
Lineage: Eukaryota; Metazoa; Annelida; Polychaeta; Dinophilidae
Source: the annotation of a GenBank genome assembly
GUCCUUUAACACUUAACGCUGCCUUCAUACACUUCUUCGGAGAGGAAAAACGUAAUAAAGCAUUUUUAUCGUGUUUCUGAUUUAAAUUUUUAUAGCAUACGUCUAGACAGUGAGUGAAUAAUACAUUCUAUCAACAUCAUCGAGCGCAUUAUAUAUAUUUAAGGCGUUUUUAAGCCUAACGUGACUAAUAUCUUCACUUAGCCGCUUCACGUGGUGGCAGUUUGCUGAGCGUGACUUAACUAUCCCCCUAAUUUAUUAAUAUCCAAAAUAUAAACGAUUAAUAUAAGUUUAAUAUUAAAUAGGUAUUAUGGCGGAGGAAGAAACUUCAAUAGAAACUACUGGAGAUACUGAACAAGCUCAACAGGAAACUGUUAAAGACUUCAGUGCACAGCUACUUAAAGAUCCCGGAUUUCUGGCGGCCGUGCAGAAGAACAUGGACAACAUGGUUGGCCUAUCAUCCGGCUAUAUAGAAAAUUUGCCCAAGGCUGUAAAGAGACGUAUUAGAGCCCUAAAAAAGCUGCAGCAUAAAAUGCACAUGAUUGAAGGUACAUUCCACGAAGAGUUGCACGAGCUGGAAUGUAGGUUAGCUAAAAAUUUGGAACCCCUUCGAGAACAACGAUUUAAUAUUCUAAACGGAAAUGUGGAACCGACUGAUUCUGACUGCGAUUGGCCAACUGAUCAAGAGGAAGAAGAAGAGGAGGAGGAGGAAGAAGAAUCGAAAGAUAAAGAAAAAGAAAACAAAGAAGAAGAAGAGAAGAACAUUACUGGGGUUCCCACUUUUUGGUUAACCAUUUUCAAAAAUGUACCAUUGCUGAAUGAAAUGCUACAAGAGCACGACGAACCAAUUCUAGAAAGUCUAACAGAUAUUCGAGUGGUUAUGAGAGAUUUAUCCAAUCCUGGAUUCACUUUGGAGUUUGUCUUUGCUGAAAAUGAAUAUUUUACUAAUAAAGUUUUGACCAAAGACUAUACCCUCUGCAUCAAACCAGACGACAAAGACUCUUUAGUAUAUGAAGGAGCGGAGAUCGUAGCCUGUAAAGGAUGCGAAAUCGAUUGGAAGAAAGAUAAAAAUGCUACCGUAAAAGUGGUUAGGAAAACACAAAAGCAUAAAUCUCAUGGGUCCCGUAGGACUGUCACGAAAACAGUGAAAAGAGAUUCUUUCUUCAAUUUUUUCGAUCCCCCUAAACAUACUGAAGGAGAAGAUGAAGCAAAUGAAGAGGAAACUGAUAUGCUAUUGGCUUCUGAUUACGAAGUCGGACACUUCAUUCGUGAAAGACUAAUACCGAGAGCUGUUCUUUAUUUCACUGGCGAAGCGCUUGAAGAAGAUGGAGAUGAUGAGGAUUACGAAGAUGAAGAAAAGGAAGAAGACUAUGACGAAGAAAACGAUUCAGAUUAUGAAAUGAAGGUAUAG